Molecule: messenger RNA, 1434 nt
Organism: Rotaria sp. Silwood2
Lineage: Eukaryota; Metazoa; Rotifera; Eurotatoria; Philodinida; Philodinidae
Source: the annotation of a GenBank genome assembly
AUGGCUACUACGGAUGGUGAAUAUUCAACUUUAUUUCCGCUUACAGAUUGUAUCUAUUUUGAAAAUGGUAAUUGUAUGUUUAAGAAGAAAUGUCACUAUCGUCAUUGUGAAUUAGCUAUGAAGCAACUAGAAGAAUGUUCCAAUUGGCCAGAUUCAUGUCGUAACAAAGAUUGUCCCUAUCGACAUACAAAGAAACCAACUAAAAACAAAAGACCGCCGCUACAAGAAAAAGGUUUCGUGAGUUUCUUUUGGGAUAUUGAAAAUGUUCCUAUACCUAAACAACAAAAACCUUUUGAUAUUGUUCAACGUAUUCGAAAAAAACUAGUUAUCGAUCCUGGUCUACAAGAAGCUGCUUUUUCUUGUUUUUGUAAUAGUAAUACAAUAUCUCAAGCCAAUCAACAAAGUUUACAUAAUGCAACUGUUCGUAUUAUUCAUGUACCUGAUCGAAAACCAGGUGCAAUUGAUCGACAAAUCAUGCUAGAAUUAGAUCGUUUUGAACGUGUUAUUCGUCCACCUGCUACUGUGGUCUUAAUUUCUGGUGAUAUUGAUUUUGUUGGAAAAUUAAAUGAUCUUCGUCAUCAAGCAGGAUUUGAAGUCAUUGUUAUUCAUAAUAAACUAGCUAAAGAAGAAUUAAAAGCAACUGUAAAUGCUCAUUAUUCAUGGGAAUUCUUCACUCAACCAUUACAACAACAGGAACUAAAUCUAAAGAAUUUAUCAAAAAAUUUACCGAUAGUUUCAAAUGAUCAACUAAACAAUAAUACUAAAGUAGAUCGAAUACCUACUCCAAAACUAAGACCGUCACGUUCAAGAACAAAAUUUACUUUCCAUGAUGGAAAUAAUCCUCAUCAAAAUGAUAUUUUUCAUUUAAAACCUCCAUUAAUGUAUCAACGUUUUCGAAGUGCAAGCCAAAAUCCUCAUCCAAAGAAUCAUAGUCGAUCACGAAAGCCACAAGUUUAUGAGCCUGUUAAUCAAGUGCCUAUGUUCUAUGGUGGUAUUACUACUCCUCCAACUAUUUUAAACUCUGUAGUUGCACCACGAGCUCGAAACCGUCAGGUAUCUAGUAAUGAUCGCUUAUAUCGACAAAAUCUUACUAUCAUUGGUUCGUAUGAGCAAAUACCAGCAGCUGUUAAUAAUGAUACAUCAAAAAAAGAACACAAUCCAAUGACAUGUCCUUUAUGCACUAAUGAAUUUGAUACAAUUCAAGCACUUCGUCAGCAUCAAAAGGAUAAAAAACACUUAUUCUAUUGCUCACUUUGCAACGAUGGCUUUCCUGCAUCACAUAGUUUAAAGCAGCAUCAAAUUGCAAAAGGACAUGAUGCUUCAGAGAAUAUAUCCGAUCAAGUCAAACCUCAAUCUAACACAAACAAUGACUCGAAGGUGCAUGGCUUGAUUGCUCAAUUUGAACAAAAAUUCAGAACGUCUAACGAUAAGUAA